AUGUCUAAAAUCCCAAGAAACUUUAAGCUCUUGGAAGAAUUAGAAAAGGGGGAAAAGGGACUCGGUGCAGAAUCAAUCUCAUACGGUCUCACCAACCAAGAUGAUAUCACAAUGACCUAUUGGAACGGUACCAUCUUGGGACCUCCUCAUUCAACCCACGAGAACAGAAUUUACUCAUUGACCAUUAUAUGUGAUGAAACUUAUCCAGAAAAGCCACCACAGGUGAGCUUUAUCUCCAAGAUUAACUUACCCUGUGUAGAUGACACCGGGAAAGUUGUGGUUGACCAAUUCGAUACAUUGAAGAAUUGGAGACGUCUGUACACAAUGGAAACUGUUUUGUUAGAGUUGCGUAAGAACAUGGCAGCACCCUCUAACAAGAAGUUGCUGCAGCCAGCAGAAGGAACAACCUACUGA
Dujonia railenensis is the source of this 414-nucleotide messenger RNA. Lineage: Eukaryota; Fungi; Ascomycota; Pichiomycetes; Serinales; Debaryomycetaceae. The record is from the annotation of a GenBank genome assembly.